AUGUGCGUUGCGUCGCUUGUUCUAGCACUCGCUUCGACGCUGUCGUCGUCAAACCAUCGGCGGCCAGCGUACAGUGGCUGCCUCCAAUCCUGGGAGCAACCAGGGUGGUGUGCGAUCGAAGUGAUCGCGAUUGUCGGCCCGACACGAGUGCCAACGAUUCUGCAGGAUUGGCUCGAGGCCAUGGACCUCGACCAAGUAGACGCUCAGGUUCCGGCACGGCACGUAGACAAGAUGCAAGCCAUAUAUCGUACAGCGCUGUCUCGCUGUGAUCGGCGACGCUCAUAG
Molecule: messenger RNA, 285 nt
Organism: Saprolegnia parasitica CBS 223.65
Lineage: Eukaryota; Oomycota; Saprolegniomycetes; Saprolegniales; Saprolegniaceae
Exons: 2
Coding region: 1-285 (94 amino acids)
Source: RefSeq, a predicted model, not a curated record